CGCACCUGCUUGGAUCCAAGGGAUUAAGAGGAGGGGCUCGCUUCCACUCAGUUCCAGCGCCGAUUUCGGGAAAAGGAAAUUCAUAUUCCGACAUCCCGAGUAAACAGACAGUCGCCUGUUUAUGCGAAUUGUAGCGUAGUCUAUGACUAAAAAGGAAUUACACCCGAUUUACCAUUUCAAACGAACGACAGCAAACAAUCAGCAAUGCGUAUACAGUUCAGGGGCGCUCGCGUGCCUUAUUUCAGUAUCUCCUGGCAACAGACAGAUGAGGAGAUGGAAAGGGAUUGUGAAGGAAAGAGAAGACUGGAAGGAAUAAAUUUGGAAUUAAGUUCAAGUCAGUGCACCACUGUAAGACAUAAUGUCUUGUCACUUUCGCAGUUUUAUGUCUGUACUGUUAAGUUUCGGUAUGAAUGGCAUGCAUUCAGAUUAAUUGUCGUUGGUCUUCACAAACUCGAAUACUUUGUUUCUGUUUCCUCUGUAAAGCGUCUUUGUGACAGUGUCUCUGUGAAAAGCUAUGUACAUAUAAAUUCGAAUUGAAUUGAAUUAGAAGACUCAAAUUCUGGGCAAAAUAAGAGCGAUAUGCAUUCUUUCUUCUAAAGCAAUGACACUUACAUGCACAACAAUCUUUUUAUUUUCACAUCAUGUUUUUAAUAGGCCUUAACGAUGAUUACGUCAAAUGCUAAAUGCAGUGGUAUUCCAUUCGGGUGUAACGUUUUUGUAAACUUCUUACUGUGGAAUAUUAGAGAGGUAUGGAGGCGCCAGGUGCCUUGAUGACUUAAUUGUGGUGAUGUAAUCUUGUGACCAAUUAAAAUCCAAUUAAAAUGGAAGAAGAUAAUGUUGUAACUGAGGCCUUCAUCACUGCUCAUGCAAGUGGAGUAGUCACACCAGAAAACCAUAUCCUUGAGCUCCGAAACAUGUCAACUCCCUUGACCCACUGGGAUAACAUAAGUGUAAAGGAGAUCUUCCCUUUGGAGAGACACUUCUACAGCCAGGACAGAACGUACAGGGACUUCACCACCGCCAUUCAGGUGCUUAUCUUUAUCGGCUCUCUAUUGGGUAACACCAUGGUGCUGUGGUCCACAUGCCGCACUUCUGUCUUCAAGUCUGUGACCAACUGCUUCAUCAGGAACUUAGCUUGCUCUGGCAUCUGUGCCAGCCUGGUGUGUGUGCCCUUUGACAUUGUGCUGAAUGCCAGCCCACACUGCUGCUGGUGGGCCUACACCUUGCUCUUCUGCAAGGUCAUCAAGUUCCUCCAUAAGCUGUUCAGCUCCGUCAUCAUCCUCAGCUUCACGGCCAUAGCCCUGGACAGGUACUACUCAGUUUUGUAUCCACUAGAGAGGAAAAUCUCGGACUCCAAAUCCCGAGACUUGCUCAUCUACAUCUGGGUCCAUGCUGUUGUGGCCAGUGUGCCCGUGUUUGCCGUGACCAACGUGACAGACAUCUACGCCACAGCCCUGUGUACGGAGCCCCAGAGCCCUUCUCUGGGCCACCUGGUCUAUGUGGUGGCCUACAACGCCAGCACAGUGGUCCUGCCGCUGAGUGUGGUCUUCGUCCUCAUGGUGCUGAUCCGCAGGGCCCUGAGCGCCAGUCAGAAGAAGAAGGUGAUCAUCGCCGCCCUGCGCACGCCCCAGAACAGCAUCUCCAUCCCCUACGUUUCUCAGCGCGAGGCGGAGCUGCAUGCCAUGCUGCUGUCCAUGGUGCUGACUUUCCUGGUCUGCAGCGUGCCCUACGCCACGCUGGUGGUCUACCGAUUGGCGAUGGACGCCCCCGAGCUCUCGACGUUCCUUUUGCUCACCGCAGUCUGGCUGCCCAAAGUCUCUCUGCUUGCCAACCCACUGCUCUUCCUCACCGUCAACAGGUCGGUGCGCAAGUGCCUGCUGGGCACCCUGGCCCAACUGCACCGGCGCUACAGCCGGCGCAACGCGGUGAGGGCCGGCGGCCUGGUGGAGGUGGUGGGCGAGCCGGGCGUGCGCUCGGGCAGCCAGCUCCUGGAGAUGUUCAACAUCGGGCAGCAGCAGAUCUUCCAGGCCACCGAAGAGGACGAGGAGAAUGAGGUGCGCUCCGUGGCGUCCGGGGACUUUCAGCACAGUGAGCUGGAGCAAGCCCCUCCCCCCUCGGGCCUCGGGCUCAGGCCUUCGCAGCCGCAGGCGGGCGCCGGUGGGCCGGGUGCCGGGGGCGCGGUCCCCAAGUGCUCCCCGCUGCACGGCUGCGCAGAAUCCUCCUCCCAGGUGGCUCCAGCCAUGCCCUUGGAAGGGGAAGAGGGCGGCGACAAGUACACCACGCAGAUGGGCUUCGGGCCCUUUGAGCUGCCCCCGCAGUGGCUCUCAGAGACCAGGAACAGCAAGAAGAGGCUCCUCCCCCCGCUGGGGAACACUCCCGAGGAGCUCAUCCAGACCAAGCAGCCCAAGAUCCGCACCACAGAGAGACGUAUCAGCAGAAACAACAAAGUCAGUAUAUUCCCCAUAGUGGACCCAUGAGAUUUACACACAACUUUUUCCCACACUCUUUCAUUUCUGCUGUGGAGCACACAAUAUUCCCUUAUCAGCUUCAUCAGACUGCUCUUUUUUUGGCAGGAGAAUAUUUGAACAGUAGAUCUUAUUUAGGACAGAUUAUUGCAUUAUUGCAGGACUUCUACAAAUUUAUAAUCAAAGUUUAAUGUACGGCAUAUUUUCAUGUUACGCUUCCACAACGGCAGUGUUAUAUAGCCAAUUUUCAUAUUUUUUUAAACAACAUUUCACUCUUGCAUACUAAUGGGACUGGAUUCAGCUCUGUGAUCAUUGUGAAUGGAAAUACUCUUCUUUCCAAAUCAGGCUCCCAAAGCAGGAUCAUGUGACCCACCAUGAGCUGGCAGUUUCCUUAUGAUUUCCCCAUUUUAAUGAGUCAAUUUGGGAUGUUUUCUUUAAAAAAAACAAAAAAACAACAUUUUCGCUAAUGAUGUAUCAGAAGGCAAACCUUUUUUCUUUAUGUAACAUUAUUCCAGCAAACGUGGCGAGUGUUUUCCAUGAGUCAGAUAAUUGUUUGUAAUAAAAUAAUUUGAUCAUUCAGCUGUUUUUCUGUAGCAGGCAGGCACUAAAUGAGGCAGUUUAUUCAAGUAAGUAUAGAAUUACAACACUCAUUUUACAGUUGCCAAAAUGUAUUAUUCAGAGAAUAUUUAAAUGAUAAAAUUGGGUUCUGUUCUGGCUGUGUACUUUCAAAGCAAUACAUAUUAAAGGCUUUGUUGAACAGUGCUCUGUAAAAUUUAAUCAUAAUCCCUAUAAUUACAUUGCUGUAAUUUUGAUGACUUCAUUGGUAGCAAUAUAUAUUUAAUUCACUGUGUAAUAAUUCUCUAACGAUACAGACCUACUUCAUUAAAAAAAAACAUUUAAAAGGCAAUAUUUUUUUUGAUUCAGGAGAAGUCAUUAAAUUUGACCCUUGAAACACACUGAUCAAAUCUGUUUUUUUUUAUCGUGGUACUGUUCUUUAGACACUAUGAACUCCUCAAUAAUUCAGUGAGGUUUUUAAUUAUUUCUAACAUUGCUGAAAAUGCAUAACAGUCAUAAGUAUACUUGUAAGACAUAAUGUUAAAUGUAUGUAUUAAAUGUAUGUAUAAAGAGCAGCGGGGAACCAAAUAAUUAUGUUACAGUUUUCUCAUUUAGAUUUCAAUAUUUCGUAUUGUUCAACAGAAAUUAGGUGCUUGGAAUUGGACACGAACAAAACAAUGUGCAAAGCACAAGCUUGCCCAGAAUUAUACUGUUUUCUAGGCUUACAUGUGUUUAUGUUCUGUUAUUUUCAAAGCUCAUAGCGUGUUCUGUCAUUGCUACUCACAGCAUAGAAUGGGUGGUUUAUGGUUUUGACCAACCACCAGGUCAUGUUUUCAAUGCUAUUGUGAUUUUAAAAUGUGUGACGAAACAAAUUGUGACAAAACAAGGGAAACCAAAUAGCAUUUUAGACCCCAUAAAUUCUCUUAUUAAACAUAAUCUGAUUUACCUCUCAGUGGUGAAAACAGCCUUUUCUGAAUGCACCCCAUUUUCAUUGAGGUACUAAAUAUUUUUCAAAUUUAGUUGCAUAUUCUUCUGUACUAUUUUGAAAAGGCAAGAAAAGUAAGAUUGAUCUUUUCAUCAUAGUAAUGCUGUGAAUUGACCAUUUGCAUUGGUAUUGCAGAGCUAAAUUUAACCACUGUUAGUUCUUUCUGAAGUGCCAGCAACAAAGAUGACUUAAUAUGCAGUAAAUCUUCCAUCACAUUGUUUCUUUUAUUUUAAGAACAUUUUACAUUAAUUGUUACGAAGUUACAGACUAUGUGUACGACCAGAACAACAAGAACAGCAAGGGGGUCAAAUACACCAAAUAACACCAAUGAGAAAGAUUACUAAAUAAAAUAGGCUUAAAAUAGAGCCUUUGCUCAUUACCAUGUCUAGGUUGAAAAUAGAAUUUUGUCUUUUUAAGUUCUUAGUCAUGCACCACAAAGGAAAUACAGCAGUAAAUGCAGUGAAUGUAGUAAAUUAUGUAGUUUUCUAGUUCCCAAUAAAUUAAUUUUAUCCUCCGCAAAA
This is a messenger RNA of Anguilla anguilla (European eel), 4526 nucleotides long. RefSeq names its product G-protein coupled receptor 176-like. Gene Ontology annotation, biological process: G protein-coupled receptor signaling pathway. Gene Ontology annotation, molecular function: G protein-coupled receptor activity. The transcript is spliced from 4 exons. The record is from RefSeq and is a predicted model, not a curated record. NCBI's taxonomy places the organism in Eukaryota, Metazoa, Chordata, Actinopteri, Anguilliformes, Anguillidae. Gene Ontology annotation, cellular component: plasma membrane. Bases 822 to 2477 code for a protein of 551 amino acids.